AUGCAGAUUGCUCCACGUGUCCUAGAUAAUGUUGGAGUCGAUCAGGAGACAGUUGCAUUCUCUGAUGGAGGGGAGUCAGGAUCUAGCCGUAUUGUUCAUUCUGAAAAUGUUUUACAUCAUCCGCGUUGGUUACAUCCUUCCUCACAUGCUCCAUCACAUGUUCUACACCUUCAACCUCAAGAAUCAGAGGUUAACCCUCAGUUUGAAGAUGAUUUAGAUGAGGACUGGUUAAGGGAAGAAGAAAUGCAACGUACAGAUGAAUCGACCAAGCGAAACACGCGGGGAAUUACACGUAUGGUUGAAGUGUGGAAUUUGACUCCAGAAGAACGCAUUAUGCUCACCUUCAACAAGGAUUUGCAGGCUGUUUCUACAGAGGGUGGUAUAUUCAGUCGCUUCAUAGGUACCAUUGCUAGGAAGCCACACUUAUGCCCAAUUAAGUACAAGAAUUGGCAUGAAGUGCCAGAUCAGUAUAAAGAAGAUUGUUGGAAUAUUAUUGAGUCCAAGUUUGCCAUUCCUCAAGAUGAGAGAAGGGAUAUGAUUAGGCAUCGAACAUUGAAGUCAAUGGGAGAGAAAUGGAGAAAUUGGAAAUGUAGUUUAAAAGCAAAGUACUAUGAUGAGACAAAGACAGCAGCACAGAUAGUAGCUACUGCGCCUUUAACAGUUAAUCGUGAGCACUAUGCUGACCUUGUCGCGUAUUGGUUUUCAAAGGAAGGACAGGAACUUAGUACAACCAAUAAGGAAAGCCGGCGAGAGCAAACAAGUGCACAUACAGCAGGAUCUAAAACUUAUGCACAACAUGCAUAUGAUAUGGAGCAAAAAGAUAAGAUUGCACUAGAUCGAGCAAAAUUAUAUAUACCGUUUCACAAAAGGAAGGAUGGGACACCAGUCAAUGAAGCAGCAGCUGCAAAAAUUGAAAAACUAGAAGCUUUGAUGAGCUCACAACCAAGCAGCUCCGAAGGAAAUGUUGGUGGACGUAUAUCUUGGUCACCAAAUGAUAUUUAUUCUCAAGUGAUGGGUAAAGAGCAUCAUGGUCGUGUUCGAGGUUUAGGAUUUGGGCCUACUCCUUCCAAGCAUGGCUUCAUGUGUAAUAGUUUUGACCACAUAAGAAUGGUUUCUGAUGAAGACAGAAUAAGAGACAAAGACACUAUAAUUGAGUUGAAGGAACAACUAAAAACUCAAGGUGAUCAGUUGCAAACUCAAGGUAUUCAGUUGCAAGCUCAAGAUGCUGUAAUAAACUCUUUAAAAGAGCAAGUAGCAUUUUUGAUGAGUCAGAGACAUAGUUCUAGUGGUUUGCAGGCGACAGAUGGAUCUAGUGGCAUUCCGGACCAAGCUUCUCUACAAACACAUCAAAGAUCCUCUUUUGGGAGUCAUGAAAUGCAACCUUCUAAUCAGGGAAAUAAGACAAUAUGAAAGUAUCAAACAAUGGACGUCAUUUCUUGAUUUGAACAUUUUUCAUGGAGGUCUUUAUAAAAUGGCGUCAUGAGUAAUACUUUUGAGUACUAUUGUUAUGUGACAAGUUUAUCUUUUGGAUUAUGGUGUGGGCUAUUAGUUUGCUAGAAACAUUGGAUCUUUUUUGUAUUACAGGUUUAUGUAAUGAACCAUUUAAUUAAGUUGUUUUGGAUAUUUUGGGAUUAUGAAAAUGCAGACUCUUUUACCUUUUACAAUUAUUGAGUAUUGAGCCAUUAGAAUAAAAU
Messenger RNA from Camellia sinensis, 1694 nucleotides. The record is from RefSeq and is a predicted model, not a curated record. Lineage: Eukaryota; Viridiplantae; Streptophyta; Magnoliopsida; Ericales; Theaceae.